CUGCUCUGACACACACACACAUACACACACACAGGCAUACAGCAGCGCUGUGAGUGCAGCCUGCCUGCCUUCCCAGGGUCGGGACUGGAAGCCUCAAGAAACGGCAAGAAGAAGCAAACAUCUGGCCGCACAUCAUGAGAGCAGCCCGGAGCUUAUAGCAGGGGAGGAAAAGGACGUCGGCAGGAGUGGAGAUACAUGUUAUGAAGGAAGAAUGGAGUUCCCAGACCAUAGCCGCCAGUUGCUGCAAUGUCUGAGUCAGCAGCGUCACCAAGGCUUCCUCUGUGACUGCACUGUUCUCGUCGGGGAGGCUCGGUUCAAAGCCCACAGAGCUGUGCUGGCCUCCUGCAGCAUGUAUUUCCACCUCUUCUACAGGGACCAGCUGGACAAAAGGGACGUUGUGCAUCUCAACAGUGACAUUGUGACGGCCCAGGCUUUCAGUCUGCUCCUUGAAUUUAUGUAUGAGGGGAAGCUGGAGUUCAGUGCUCUGCCUGUGGAGGAUGUUCUGGCUGCUGCCAGCUACCUCCACAUGUACGAUAUAGUAAAAGUCUGCAAAGGCAAACUUAAAGAUAAAGAACUUUCCUCCCUGGAUGAGAAGUUAGGGGAGGGUUUGGGACUUGGCUGCCUGGACAGGGAGAAUUCCAUAGAUGGUGAGCUGCACUGUAAGCAGCUAAUUCAGCGCCACUCUCACGGGCUUCUCAGGGCCCCCCCUGUGGAAGACUUUGACACAGACAACAGUGAAGUCAAGCUGGCUGUCACAGAUUGUGAAAGGUCCAUGCAGAGCAGGCAGAAGGCGAACGGUCACUCCGGCAGGUCCCCGGACCUUGUAGGUGUCAAUUAUAUGUCAGCAGAGGCCGAGACCUGCAUCCAAACAGCUGGAAAAACAAAAGCUGAUGUCAGUAGCUCCACCGUAUUGCUGUCCCAGAGGUCCCGGGCUUCAGAUGACAUGGACUGUGCGCUGGAUUUGUCUUUCAAGCCUCUGUCUAGCAGAGAUCUCUUACACCCCUCCUACGUCUCGGGACAGCUGGCCCUCGACAGCCAGCAGCAGGGCACUGAGCCACUUGUUAAAGACGAACACGACUUGCUGUCAGAGCAGGAGGACAGUGAGCCGAUGAGCCCUGAGAGCCAGCGCUUUGGGAAUAGUGCCAGGAGCUCAGUGGUGACAGGGUUCGCUGCCCUCUUCCCAGGCAACAACGGCGCUACAGCCGCCCUGCUCUCCCAGGAGGAGGACCUGAUGGACGAGGAGGGGGAGGCCUGCAGGAGGAGGGAGGGCGUUCCAGGCAGGGAGCCGGACAGGAGGGGCAGGCUACUGGGGGACAGCGAGGAAGAGGAGGAGGAUGACCUGGCCUCCUCCGACAUAUCCACCUCCAGCGGGGUGCUUCUGCCUCCGGGCCAACAGGUGUGUGUGUGUCCCCUCUGCAGCAAAGUCUUCCCCAGCCCCCACGUGCUGCAGCUGCACCUCAGCUCGCACUUUCGUGAGAAGGACGGUGCCCGCUCCAAGCUUUCCCCGGACGGCUCCGUCCCAACAUGCAUGCAGUGCAACAAGACCUUCUCGUGCAUGUAUACCCUUAAGCGCCACGAGCGUACUCACUCCGGGGAGAAGCCUUUCACCUGUGCCCAGUGCGGCAAGAGCUUCCAGUACUCCCACAACCUGAGUCGCCAUGCUGUGGUUCAUACCCGUGAGAAACCUCAUGCCUGUAAGUGGUGUGAGCGGCGUUUCACCCAGUCUGGAGACCUUUACCGCCACAUCAGGAAGUUUCACUGUGGCCUUGUUAAAACUCUUGCCAUUGGAUAAAACACCUCUCACCAGUGCCGUAAAAGACAGAAUGUCCUUUCACACACUGAAUUCUACUGCUGAAGCAUUUUUGCUGUUCGUAUAAACAAAUUGGCAGUUUGUUAAAGACAAAUCUUGGGGCAUAUCUUACGUUUCUAAUGAUGUAGCAACUUUCAAACUGGAGCUGUAUCCUGUGCUGGACUGUGUCAGAGGCUGCUGAGAUUAUUGGAUCUGUGUCACAGAGAGGUCAACCAAUCAGUUGAUGCACUUGAUAGUUUCCGUCUUUAUUGUUUUGUCUGUUUAGUUUAGUUGAUGAGCGUUUGUGAUGAGAGGUUCAAAUCCUUUCGGCAACGCAUCCUGCUUAGACACAAUCUUGAGGGAGAAAGAAUGAGGUUUGUUUGUGCACAUGGGAGAUCAGAACCGUCCGUGAGAAGCAAUAUACAAUUUCUUUUUAAAUGACUACAUCAUUUAAUUAUUAUUUAUUCUGGGGUUUUUUUUAGCCCUUAAACUAUCAUGAAGCAGAAACACAAAUGAAGCUUAACUACUGGAAGUAUGGAUUUUCGCCAUUUAAGUUUUUAUGUUGUAUGAGAAGAAGCAAGCAGACCGUCACAUGUUUUUCUUUUUCCUUUUGGAUGUAUUCAGUUUCCAGCCUUUUAGUUUUGAACACAUCUUUUUGGAUUCGCCUUAAAUGUUCUGCUUUAUAGACAGAACAGUGAUAACGAUUAGCUGAGAUGCACCAAUCAGGCUUUUCUUGAUCAAUUCUGAUUCUGUUUCACUUCAGCGGCUGCUUAUACGUACUCUGUAGUUUUGUCAUUUUUAAGACCAGAAUAUAUUAAAGUAAAACAUAAGCUGCAGAUUCACUGACAAAGAUAGUAGUCUAACAAAAAAUAAUAUUUGAAGAAUAUGCAUAUAUAAAAAGCAUCAAAGAAUGUAGCUUUAAUCUUUUUCUGUAUUGUUUUCUCCAAUUCAAAAGGAAAAAAGUGCAUCAAGGGAAAAUUUGUUUAAAAUCUUUUUGAUCCACAAAAACAAACUGUUUAAACCUGUAUUAACAGGAAUAAAAAUAAGACUUUUUUUUUUUUUGGAUCUGCUGAUCCCCAGCCAGAACAGACUGAUUGUUGGAACAUUUUAAAUCAGUAAAUGAUUGAUUAGUUCAUCCAUAAUAAUAUCAAACAGCAAAUAUAAUGCAUCCAGCAAUUACAUUUCAUUGAAGAAGUUUGUAUUGUCAAAAGAGUUCAGAUAUUCGUAGGAUUAACUGAAUAACCUAGCUAUGCUGCUGCCUAACAGCCACACUCUUGUUUCUUUUACAGGAACAUUACAGACAGUAAAUUGUCUGCUUGCCUUUUUCUUAUUUUGAUGGGUUUAAUAAAUGGCUUUAAAGCCAGAUGUUAUAUUUUCCCCACUGUUAUACCUGCUUUUGUUGACUGAAAAUUGGCUGAUUCUGAUCUUCAUCAGUGCAUCUGACACAAACUUAAAUCAGAUCCAAAAUAUAAUCUAAUCCAUUAAAGAUAACCUUAUUGGAGAAUCUCCCAUUUUUGCUCAAAUUAAUUCCAUUUAGGGUUAGUCUGGCUUGUCUUUGUAUGCAGAAUCAUGACAGAAUAAAUUGUAGUAGUUAUUCGUUUAUGUCCAUCUAAUACGAGGAAAAGAAACAGAUUAUCUUCCAUGUACAACCUGCUGAUUACAGAACCGAUCAAGAGAAAUUGCCUGAUUAUGAUCUCUGACUGAUUCACUGAUCAAUGCAUCUCUAGAGAGUUAUUAAAAACUAACAUCUAUAACACUGAUGCCUGAGGAAAUUCUUAAUGCUUGACCUAGAGUACUUACUAGAAUAACACAAGUUGCUAUGCUUUUAUUUUGUAAACUCUUGAAGCCUGGGGGAAAAACAUGGAUUACUUUCAACAUACCAGAAGCGUUACCAGUUACCAAAAAAAAAAGCAAUACAUAAUAAAAUAACUAAAUCCAGUUUGUGUUAUCAAGACGUUUGGAUCAGAGGCAAUCAGUGGUUUUUCAAUGAAGUUAGUUAUUGGUAUGACGCAAAAGGUACCCUGAUGGCGCAGAGUCGGGAUAAGAAGGCAUCAAACUUGUGCCAUUCAGCUGCUUCUAAGGACUUUUCUCCUUGUUUUGCACCGCUGUAUCUGUGUAAUUACUACUGAUGAAACCUAUGCUCCUUUUUCAGACAGGAAAUUGUUCUGUUUGUUUGUGCAUAGGUGCUGUUAUUGAUUCUUAACUGGGGGGGUAUCACUAAACGUUCAUAAUGUUCAUCUAAUCUGUCCUGAGAAGACUUGAUCAGAACUUAUUUAUUAGUCGGACUUGGUUCAGGGUUUACCUGUAGGUAUUUAUGGUUUUUUUUGCCUAGUGAUCUUGGUACACAUUAACUGGUGUUGGGUCUGUCAGUUUGUUUUUAUUUACACUGUUUAAAUCAACUUACUGUAAAUGUAUUUUUUAAUAUAUAUUUGGAAAAUCUGUCCAGUUUUCAAGAUUUCUCACAUGGAACACAGAUAAGCACUUGUUUUUAGCAUGCAUAUGAUUUCAACACUAUUGUCUAGGCUGCUAUUUCUUACUAUUUGUUUAUUUAAUGUAAAUAUAUAUUAUAUUUAUCAGAUUGUUUUUGUUUUUCCCAUGUUACAAAAUGUGUGAGUGGACAGGACUUUUUCAGUUUUCUUUCCUUUUCCUGGUUAGGGAGUCUGUUAACCUUUCUUCUAGUUACAAGUCAUUUAAAAAGCGCUCCGACUUCUGCUCUGACAGGUAAAACGGUUGUUCACAAGCUCAGCCGCACCGAUGUGAUCCUGGCUACCUAUAGAAACCAGACAAAACAGGCAUUGUCCCCCCACCCCACCUCCUUCACUUUUUCUAAUUCCAGGUAGUUCUCAAGGGAUCAUUGUGUAUCUCUACUCUCCAAAGCUAUGGGGAGAAAAGGCACUUCAAGCCUCUUUUUGCACUUUUUUUCUGGGUUGAAUAGAGCCAGUGGAAUGUGAGAAAUGUAUUUUAAAAAGGCAGAAAGUAAACAGGUGCAUUGUUUGGAGGCUUCAAAGCAUGUGGUGGAAAAAUAUCUAUUGUUCCCUUAUUGGAAAAAAUAAUAAAAAAUUGAGAUAUUUCCUGGUUUGUAGGAAAUGAAAUGAAUUCUGGUAUGAGUUCUCCGAGACAACUACUGACAUUUUUACUUAAAAAUGAGAAAUGAGGAGGAUUUUUCCAGGUAUUGCUGGUGUCUAUUAAUUUCUCCCUGGCGUAAAAUCCAGCAGUGAUGCUUGAACGAUCCCUUUUAAACAAUCACUCCAGAAAUCAUCAGUUUUGCUAAGUGCUGGUAAAGAUCAUUUUACAAAGGAAUGUAGAUAUAUCUUCCUUUUUCAAGAAGGAUUUCUUUUUUGGUCUUCGUAUGUACAGCGGUAAAAUAACUAACAUGUAAAACAAUGGAAACAAAUCUUUGUUUUGUUUAAUGUUUUUAUUUAUAACCUCCAGGAUGAUCACCAAAUGUGCCUUGUAGACACACAAAUAGGUGCUGCAUCUGGAGAAAAGGUUUUUAAUUUAGAUCCUUUUUUUUUUGCCUCAUAUUUAACAGUUUUAUCUAAUUUCUGGGCAUAAAAAAAAUGUUUUUUUGUAAUGUAUUGAGAGAGAUUGAACUGAGGGGGUUGGAAUUUCUGUGAAUAAAUUAGCAGUCGUGUUAAACUGAAGUCAAACACCUUUGUGUUGAUUUCUUUUUCAAGCCAAUUUUUACGGAAAUGAAUCUGUUAUUAUUUGUAUUUUAAUUUCACUGUUGAAUGUGAAUGUUUUCGGGGUUCUUGUCCUCUUGGAACCGGGCUGUAUUUGCCCAUCAUGCUGUAUGAUCUUUCAAAUCAACAAACAAAUCACUGGAAUUGUUUCCUCUGCAGGUUACAACUGUGAAUGAUCAUGAAUAAUAUUUAUUUCAUAUGCUUCCUGUGCAACAUUUGAUUCUUGGUUUUAUUUGAUUUAUAUGUGUAAAAUCAACACUUCUACAUGUUGAACACAAACAUUUGUAAUAGACUUUUUAGAAGUGCCAUUAGAACCUAAUAUAAUUUUUUAAAAUAAAAGUAUAUUUUCUAGAAAGCAGUUGCUUCAGUGUUAGCAUUGUAGAGAUUUAGAGGACAAUCUUUGUGCAGGAUUGGCAUUGCUUAGAUACCGCGACAAUUUUACUUUGAUCUUUAAUCGUGCAUUUUUCUCUGUUUGAGCUUUUGUUUUUGGAGUGACUGUGUGCGCGUGCUGUGAAAAUGUGACAAUCUUGAUUUAGGUCUUUUAUUGAGAUUCUACAUAGAAUUAAAAGGAACAACGUCUAUCUGUGUGGUUAUCAUUUGUUUCCCCAUUCCCUCUUUUAAAGCAGUUUGCCACCAGAUGAUUUUAGGUUAAAUUUAUUAAUAAAAUAUUUUAACAACAAAGCUGAUUUUCUUCCAUAACAUUGCAAAAUAUUGCACCUUGCAUACAGAGAUCAUGUUUACUUCUCUUUUCACAAUCCAUUCAGAAGGUCCAAAAAUCUCUUAUGAAUUUCUUUUUUUUUA
Cyprinodon variegatus (sheepshead minnow) is the source of this 6273-nucleotide messenger RNA. It is a transcript of the gene zbtb42, whose product is annotated as zinc finger and BTB domain containing 42. Gene Ontology annotation, cellular component: nucleus. Gene Ontology annotation, molecular function: DNA-binding transcription factor activity, RNA polymerase II-specific; protein binding; RNA polymerase II cis-regulatory region sequence-specific DNA binding. Lineage: Eukaryota; Metazoa; Chordata; Actinopteri; Cyprinodontiformes; Cyprinodontidae. Gene Ontology annotation, biological process: regulation of transcription by RNA polymerase II. The record is from RefSeq and is a predicted model, not a curated record. The coding region runs from base 212 to 1792 and encodes 526 amino acids. The transcript has 2 exons.